Vigna umbellata (rice bean) is the source of this 627-nucleotide messenger RNA. The record is from RefSeq and is a predicted model, not a curated record. Lineage: Eukaryota; Viridiplantae; Streptophyta; Magnoliopsida; Fabales; Fabaceae.
AUGUCAAGUUCCUCAACCCUAGUUCUUAUUCUGCUGUCUCUUCACAGCAUCUCUUUCUUAGAGGCUCACAAAGGUGGGUUCAGUGUGGAAAUCAUCCACCGUGACUCAUCAAAAUCACCGUUGCAUCGUCCCACAGAAACUCAAUUCCAACGAGUUUCUAAUGCAGUGCGUCGUUCCAUUAAUCGUGCCAAUCAUUUCAACCAAAACACACCUAAGACCAAUAUAACACAAAAUGAUGAUGAAUACCUUUUGAGCUAUUCAGUUGGAACCCCACCAUUUCAAGUUUAUGGUAUUGCUGAUACAGGAAGUGACAUAAUUUGGUUGCAGUGUAAACCUUGUAAACCCUGUUACAACCAAACCAGUCCAAUGUUUGACCCUUCAAAAUCCAGCACAUACAGAACCCUUCCUUACUCUUCUACAAGAUGUAAAUUGGUGCAAGAUACCACUAAAGAUGGAGACAAUUGUGAAUAUACCAUUUCCUAUGGUGAUGGGUCACAGUCACAAGGAGAUCUCAGUGAGGAGAUCCUCACUUUAGACUCCACCAAUGGCUCUUCAAUCCAAUUUCCAAGAACUGUCAUAGGAUGUGGACGAAGGAACACUGUGUCCUAUGAAGGGAUGGGUUCUGGU